AUGUUCGGUCGGGCGAGACUAAUAUCCAGACCAGCAAACUUCCGGCCUCUUCGGCAGCCACAAAUCGUAAAUAGAAGAUAUGCAUCGAGUGCUGCUCUACAACGAUGGGCGCCAAUCCUAAACGUAAUCACUGCUGCGUACGCCGGAGGCCUCAUUAUUUGCAGUGCUUCGCUAUUUCUAUUGUACAGAGAUGCUGUUGAUAGACAGAAUAUUCCAUUUGAGAUCGGCGUCAAUAAUACGGUCACGGCUGUGAAGGCCAUAGGUAAAGACGAUGUGUUGGAGAGUCCUAGAUACGCCGUGAAACACUACAGAAGGCUUUUGAUCGAGUUGGCAAAAAAAGAUGAUCCGGAUUUGGAGUUCGGCGAGACUUUGCCCGAUGGCCUGAGAAACUACACUGUUCCGUUGCUCUCAUCAGACGUUUUGCUCCAGAAGAAAUCCAAAGCAUUCGCAAACUUCUACGUAGACAUUGUGCUCAGAUAUGCGCGGGCAUUGUUGGCGAAAGGGUUGCUCAGAAACGCACUAGCGCUAUUUAAAGGAAUUGCUGACGAUGACGAGAUUUUCAACUACAUCGGUGACCCUGAGAAGAUGUCGCAGUGCUGUCGAACAUUGAGUAGAGUCACAGAUGAUCCGGCAGAGCAGUUCAAGUAUUUGGAACGAUCCAUCGCAAUGCUCUCAAAUACAUUUCAGAGCGUCCGAAUUGACCAAGACUUCUUGUUGCAAGAUGACUCGCAGCUCACAGAUGAACUUCUCCUCUCCUUGAACGCCCUUGCGUUCUGCCAUGCCAAAUAUGCGUCCACGCUUUCGAGAAAGCAACAGAAGCAGGAGCUCAACAAAGCGUUGAAUAUCUACUUGGCAAAUUUGAAGGCCCUUACUACCGUCAAGGACCGCAUAGUGUCAGGAGAACGUUCCCAGGCAUCAUAUCCAUUGAUUAACUGUGAUGUAGAGGGUUUAAACAUGUCUUUGGCCGAGAUCAAGGCUCAUAUCAGCGAGAUUCUAUGGGCCACCAAUCACAAAGAGAGUGCAAUCGCGUGGAGCGAGGAGAUUGUUCACGACAUCUACUUUGAGCAUUCUCGAAAUGCCAGAGCGUCGCCUAUUCUUGACGGGGUCUUAGGGAACUUGCAACUCAUGUACACCAAAACAAAACGACCCGAAGAGUCUGAGAGAUGUGAAGCAUUGAGAAAGGAUUUGAAUGUUUUUGACAAAGGGCAGCGUAGUUGGUACGAUAAUCUCAUCCGCCGGUUUACCAGAAUUAUCUAUCACAAGGGCCCAUUGGGAGUCAUUGAGAAGGCUCUUAAGGAGCGCGUUGGUCCUGUCCAGCCGCUUCCAGACAUUGAGUCGUAUGAAGAUGAAGACGAAGAAUAA
Australozyma saopauloensis is the source of this 1362-nucleotide messenger RNA. RefSeq lists its product as uncharacterized. The record is from RefSeq and is a predicted model, not a curated record. The coding region runs from base 1 to 1362 and encodes 453 amino acids. NCBI's taxonomy places the organism in Eukaryota, Fungi, Ascomycota, Pichiomycetes, Serinales, Metschnikowiaceae. The transcript has a single exon.